Messenger RNA from Linum tenue, 1369 nucleotides. Lineage: Eukaryota; Viridiplantae; Streptophyta; Magnoliopsida; Malpighiales; Linaceae. The record is from the annotation of a GenBank genome assembly.
CAGAAUUAAGAUUCACACCCUGCAAACAUUUCUCUUCUUGUGCUUCUCCCACUACUUCCAUCUCAAAUUGGUAUACACAGCCAAUAACUAGCUAGCUUACCUCCUUAAGGAAGAAGUAAAAGGAAAUAGAUGGGUGGCGGUUCUAGUGUUAAAGAUUAUUGCUUGAUACUUCAAGCUCUCAUCAUCGUUGCAGCUUCUUCAGCCGGUCUGACAUCAGGUCGAGGGUGGUACCAUAGACAUGUUGGAGGAGGAGGAGCUGGUCCUUGGAUCAACGCUCACGCCACUUUCUACGGCGGUGGCGAUGCUUCCGGCACAAUGGAAUAUUUUUUUUUUUAUGUAGGGGGAGCGUGUGGGUACGGGAACUUGUACAGCCAAGGUUACGGAGUGAACACGGCUGCUCUAAGCACGGCGCUGUUCGACAACGGGCUGAGCUGCGGGGCUUGCUACCAGAUCAUGUGCGCCAACGACCCGCAGUGGUGCCUCCCUGGCUCCAUCGUCGUCACCGCCACCAACUUCUGCCCGCCGGGAGGAUGGUGCGACCCUCCCAACCACCACUUCGAUCUCUCCCAGCCCAUCUUCCAGCACAUCGCCCAGUACCGCGCCGGUGUCGUCCCUGUCAUGUACAGGAGGGUGAGGUGCAGGAGAAGAGGCGGGAUAAGGUUCACGGUCAACGGCCACUCCUACUUCAACCUGGUCCUCGUCACCAACGUCGGAGGCGCCGGCGACGUCCAUUCCGUCGCCAUCAAGGGCUCCAGAACAGGGUGGCAGCAGAUGUCCAGAAACUGGGGACAGAACUGGCAGAGCAAUUCCUACCUCAACGGACAGAGCCUCUCCUUCCUCGUCACCACCAGCGACGGUCGAGCUCUGACGUCGUACAACGUUGCACCUCCCAGUUGGUCCUUCGGCCAGACAUAUACCGGCCGACAGUUUAGGUAUUAAUGACAAUAUAUUGUUUCGAGUGGUUACUUAUACUAUAAACAAUAUUACAAUAUUGUAUUUGGGAGAGAAGGAGCAAUGAAAAAUUAUUGCAUCCCGUAACGGUAUUGAAUAAGGUUCAUAUAUCUAUAUAUGAUUCUUUUCCAACAAUGUUUCGUGUGUUUUUUUAAUACGCACGUCCGUGAUUUUUUAUAUGUAAUAGUCAUCAAGUUAGACACAUGUUGAUUUUCAUGAAGUGGUGUGUAGAUGAGAAUCAUAUCUAAGUCGUUGUAUAAGCUUGGUAGAAAUGAUUUUGGACGUUGGGGUGGGCUAGGUAGUCACAUGGUGGAAGGCACUCCAAAUCAGAUAGCUACAUAUGCCAUGUGAGACUAUGAAAGUAAUUGAGAUUUUGGGAGCAUCAGUACUUCACUAUCCUCCUCUUAAAUGAAACAUG